ACAGGUGUGUGCUCACCUGUGGGAAGAUAAUGUAGAACCGCAUGGACUUUCACUUUGAGGGGAUGGGAGCUGCAAUGGAGUUCUGAGCAGAGGCCAAGUGAGACCGACCUGACUGACUGGUGUGCACAGGAUCCCUGUGGCAUGUCCGGGCACAGGGAGGGCAGCGAGGAGCUGCCGCACUAGUCCAGGCCCAGCCCAUGGCUGGCGACUUCUCCCCAUCACCCGCGCUCUGGGCCUAAGGCGGCGGCUAAGGGGAUUUGCUACCCCCGAGUUCCCACUGCCCAGAGCACAGAGGCCUUCUCUAAAUGGUGUGAAGCGACUUGUAGCUCCCAUGUACUAAGCUCUGAUUCUGUUAAGCCCGGAGCUGGCCACUUAACACACAAUCUUAGAAAAUCCUCGGGACGACUAUCAGUUGAAACAAUCCCUACUUCAUAGCUGAAGAUCGUGAGGCUCCAAGGGACUGCUCCUCGCCACGUGGUGAAGCUUACUCAGCGCGCAUGCGCCCAGCCUUGUUUAAAGCGCCGGCGGCCACGGAUCCUCGCUCCAGUAGGAAGAGGCGAGCUCUUGGUUUCGCUCUCGACGCCAGCCUAAAAGAUGCUGAGUCCGGCAGCCGCCCUUGAGCCAGAGCCUGCGAGCGCCCCAGUCCCGGACAACGUCCCCGUGGGCACGAGCGCCUCCCCAGGACCCCCGGAAAGGCCCCCGGGACGGUGCGCGCCGCCGGGGCUGGAGGAGGCUCUGAGCGCCCUGGGGCUGCAGGGAGAACGCGAGUACGCGGGGGACAUCUUCGCCGAGGUCAUGGUGUGCCCUGCGCUGCCCCAGAUGGCCCUGCCCCGCACCGUGACCCCAGAGAUGCGAGCACUAGUGGUGGACUGGCUGGUCCAGGUGCACGAGUACCUGGGCCUGGCGGGGGACACGCUCUACCUGGCUGUGCACCUGCUCGAUUCCUACCUGCGCUGCAGCCGAGUGCGCCUACACCGCCUGCAGCUGCUGGGCGUGGCCUGCCUGUUCGUGGCGUGCAAAAUGGAAGAGUGCGUGCUUCCCGAGCCCGCCUCCCUCUGCCUCCUGGGUGCUGGCUCCUUCUCCCAGGCCGAGCUGCUGCGAGCCGAGCGCCGCAUCCUGAGCCGCUUGGAUUUCCGACUGCACCACCCGGGUCCACUCCUCUGCCUGGAGCUACUGGCUGCUCUGGCAGGGAGCAACCCCCAGGUGAUGCUCCUUGCCGCCUACUUCCUGGAACUGUCUCUGCUGGAGGUCGAGGCCGCUGGGUGGGAGCCCAGUCGCUGCGCAGCGGCGGCGCUGAGCCUGGCGCGCCGUGUGCUCCACGUGGCGGGCUCUGGGUUGGAGCCGGCACUUUACAGCCCCGCGGAGUUGGGCCCGCUGGAGCCGUGCAUGGCCCGCGCGGUGCUCCGAGGCCCCGCACCCGGCCGUGCUGCCAUCUUCCUCAAGUAUGCGAGGCCCCAGCGUCGGGGCACCAGCCUCUUUGCCGCCCGCCUGCUCCGCUGUCCCCAGCCGGGGCCCCCCUGAGCCCCGACACCCCAUCAAAAAAGUCUCAGUGUGUGUCCGUUUCCCACUUCAA
Messenger RNA from Myotis daubentonii (Daubenton's bat), 1573 nucleotides. It is a transcript of the gene CCNP, whose product is annotated as cyclin P. NCBI's taxonomy places the organism in Eukaryota, Metazoa, Chordata, Mammalia, Chiroptera, Vespertilionidae. The record is from RefSeq and is a predicted model, not a curated record.